AUGGUCGCCUCAACAACCCAACGCCCGGUGCGAAUCUCGAUAGAUCGUGGAGGUACCUUUACCGACUGCAUUGCCCGUGUAGAUGGCCGCGAGGACAUCAUCAUCAAGAUCCUGUCCGUCGAUCCCCGCAACUACCCCGAUGCACCCACUGAGGCCAUCCGCCAGGUCCUCGAACGAUUCUACGGUCAUGAGAUUCCCCGUGGUACGCAUCUCAACCUCGACCAUGUUGAAUGGAUUCGCAUGGGCACCACCGUAGCCACAAACGCGCUGCUAGAACGCAAGGGUGAGCGCACAGCCUUCUUGGUGACAUCGGGAUUCAAGGAUGUCUUGCAGAUCGGCAACCAGUCGCGCCCCUACAUGUUCGACCUGGCUAUCAGGAGGCCGGACCCUCUGUACUCGGAGGUAUUCGAGGUGGACGAGCGCGUCGUGCUCGAGUCGUGCACCGACUCGGACCUGCGCACCCGGAAGCUCACGUCGCCGCCCGCGCUGGACGUGGUGACGGGUACAUCUGGCGAGACAGUGCACGUCAUCAAGCCGAUCGACGUUGAGGGGACGCGGGCGUACCUGCAGAAGUUGCACGACGACGGCUUCCGCUCUGUGGCCGUGUGCCUGAUGCACUCGUACAUCUUCCCCGCGCAUGAGAUCGAGGUUGGCAGACUGGCCAGGGAAAUUGGCUUCGACCAGAUCACCCUGUCGCACAAUGUGUCGCAGCGCCCCAAGCUCGUGCCGCGAGGCAACUCGGCCGUCGUGGACGGAUACCUCACUCCGUCUAUCGACCAGUACCUUCGCCAGUUCGCAGCCAGCUUUCCCUACCUAGACGAGCAGGGGGCAACACGCCUGGAGUUUAUGCAAUCGGACGGUGGUCUGGUUCCGGCCUCGGCCUUGAGGGGUCUGCAUUCCAUCCUGUCCGGUCCUGCAGGCGGAGUCGUCGGUUACUCGCAGACUUGCUACGACCAGGCAUCCAAGACGCCCGUCAUCGGAUUCGACAUGGGCGGUACCAGCACCGACGUCAGCCGCUUCGACGGUCAGCUGGAUCACAUCUUCGAAACGACCACGGCGGGCAUCAGUAUCCACGUUCCUCAACUCAAUGUCAACACGAUUGCUGCCGGAGGCGGUAGUAUUCUUGCUUGGCGCGACGGCCUUAUGUCUGUCGGUCCCGAGAGCGCCUCAUCGCAUCCCGGUCCGGCUUGUUACCGGAAAGGAGGCCCUCUCACUGUCACCGAUGCCAACCUGGCACUCGGACGACUUCUCCCGGAGCAUUUCCCGUCUGUGUUUGGCCCCGACGAGGAUCAACCCCUGGACAGUGAGAUUGUCGUCACCAAGUUCAAGGACUUGACAGAGGUCAUCAACCGUGAGAAUAACCGGUCGCUGUCCUGGACCGAGGUUGCCGACGGGUUCCUGCAGGUUGCCAACUCGGCCAUGUGCGGCCCCAUCCGCAGUCUCACCGAGGCCCGCGGUCACAACACGGCCGACCACCACCUCGCUUCUUUCGGCGGCGCUGGAGGCCAGCACGCAUGCGCCAUAGCCGAGGCUCUGGGUAUCCGCCGUGUGACCAUCCACAAGUACUCGUCCAUCCUCUCGGCCUACGGCAUCGGCCUUGCCGAUGUAGUUCACGAGGAGGAGCGGGCUUGUGCUAAGGCGUAUAGCGGCGACAACGUAGCCACCGUCGAUAGUGAUCUGGAGGCUCUGAGUCAGGAGGCUCGGGACCAUUCGUCAAUGCAAGGAUUCAACCAUGUAGACACGCAGCGCUUCGUCAGCAUGCGCUAUGAUGGUAGCGACACAUCCAUCAUGGUAUACCUCGACGACGGCGUCGAUGCCAAGAAGAAGUUUGUAGACGCCCACCACCAACAAUUCGGGUUCACGCCCGUCAACCGCGACAUCUUCGUCGACACCAUCCGGGUCCGCGCCGUCGCCAAGUCGCCUUCAGCAGAGGAUCCCACCAAGAGCGCGAACCCGCCAUCAGCAGCAGUCGAAUCUGGUACUCUCCCCAAACCCACGUCGGUCAAGUCCGUGUACUUUAACAUGGUUGAGUGGGUUGACACACCCGUCUACCUCUUUGACCAGAUCCCUCGCGGGAUCUCCGUCCAGGGUCCUGCCCUUAUUGUUGAUGAGACACAGACGCUUAUUGUCAGCCCGUCCUCGUCGGCACGCAUCAUAGACGAUAAGCUGAUCAUAGAUGUGAGUCCACCGGCUAGCAAGAACGUCAGCUCCACUGUUCUGGAUCCCGUGGCGCUGUCCGUCUUCCGUCAUCGUUUCAUGGGUGUCGCCGAGCAGAUGGGUCGUGUCCUCCAGAACGUCAGUGUGAGCGCCAAUAUCAAGGAGCGGUUGGACUUCAGCUGUGCCAUCUUCACACCGGAAGGCUCUCUGGUCGCCAAUGCUCCCCACGUCCCUGCCAUGAUUGGAAGCAUGGCUUUUGCCGUGAAGGGACAGAUUGAGCACUGGUCUGGGAAGCUCAGAGAUGGAGAUGUCCUCCUGUCUAAUUCGCCAGUAGCCUUCGGAGGUACCCAUCUUCCCGAUCUGACUGUCGUCACUCCCGUCUUCGAUACCAAGGGCAAGGAGAUCAUCUUCUGGGCAGCAUCCCGCGGUCACCACGCAGACGUAGGUGGAAUCCUCCCGGGUUCUAUGCCGCCCAACUCGAAAUUCCUGUCCGAGGAGGGUGCUGUCUUCGAUUCAUUCCUUCUCGUGCGGGACGGCGUCUUUGCGGAGAAGGAGCUCCGGCGUAUCCUCUGUGAAGAACCUGCCAAUCAGCCCGGAUGCAGCGGUACCCGAUGCUUCAACGACAAUAUGACAGACAUCAAGGCACAAGUAGGAGCCAACCACACCGGUAUCCGUCUAGUGCGCCAGUUGAUCGAGGAGUACACCAUGGAAGUGGUGCAGGUGUACAUGCGCGCGAUCCAAGACUCGGCUGAACUAGCGGUGCGCAACCUCUUUAAGAAGUUGGCACCCCGGUUUCAAGGUUCCGAGCUCUCGGCCAUCGAUUAUAUGGACGACGGGACACCGAUCCAGCUCAAGGUGACCAUCAAGGCCGAGGAUGGAUCGGCCUUGUUCGACUUCUCGGGGACCGGGGCUGAGGUGUACGGUAACUGGAAUGCCCCUGUGGCCAUCUGCAACUCGGCCGUCAUCUACGCGCUGCGAUGCAUGGUCGACUCGGACAUCCCCCUCAACCACGGCUGCAUCAAGCCCAUCACCAUCCAGAUCCCCGACCAGUCGCUCCUGAAGCCGAGUCACCAGGCGGCAGUAUGCGCCGGCAACGUGCUCACGUCGCAGCGCAUCGUCGACGUCAUCUUCCGUGCCUUCCGCGCCUGCGCCGCCAGCCAGGGCUGCAUGAACAACUUCACCUUUGGCUUCGACGGCGAGGACGGCUUCGGCUACUACGAGACCAUCUCGGGCGGCAGUGGCGCCGGGCCUUCCUGGGUCGGCACCAGCGGCGUGCACACCAACAUGACCAACACACGCAUCACUGACCCGGAGUCCCUCGAGAGGCGGUAUCCGGUCGUCCUUCGUCGCUUCUGCCUCCGUAGCGGGAGCGGUGGCGAUGGCGCGCUGCGCGGUGGCGACGGUGUCGUUCGCGAUGUUGAGUUCCGGAUGCCCAUGUCUGCAUCCAUCCUCUCCGAGCGCCGAAGCUUUGCCCCCUACGGCAUGGCCGGUGGCUCAGAGGGUCAGCGUGGGCGUAACACGUGGGUGCAGAUGUCGACGGGACGCAGGAUCAACAUCGGGGGCAAGAACUCCGUGGCUGUGGAAGCUGGUGACCGUGUUGUCAUCGAGACGCCUGGAGGUGGAGGAUACGGUGCAGCGGAAGAUGGCAGGAAGGUUCCUGCUGACUUGUCAAAGACGCAGCCCUCGUUCAUGGCCGUUGCUGGUGGGAGCGUGGGAGCUGCUAGGGAUCUGGCAGAGCAGUCUUGA
Messenger RNA from Geosmithia morbida, 3903 nucleotides. Its product is annotated as Hydantoinase B/oxoprolinase. Bases 1 to 3903 code for a protein of 1300 amino acids. The transcript is spliced from 5 exons. The record is from RefSeq and is a predicted model, not a curated record. Gene Ontology annotation, molecular function: 5-oxoprolinase (ATP-hydrolyzing) activity. Gene Ontology annotation, cellular component: cytosol. Lineage: Eukaryota; Fungi; Ascomycota; Sordariomycetes; Hypocreales; Bionectriaceae. Gene Ontology annotation, biological process: glutathione metabolic process.